Argiope bruennichi is the source of this 1384-nucleotide messenger RNA. Its product is annotated as ethanolamine kinase 1-like. The transcript has 9 exons. The coding region runs from base 177 to 1256 and encodes 359 amino acids. The record is from RefSeq and is a predicted model, not a curated record. Gene Ontology annotation, molecular function: ethanolamine kinase activity. NCBI's taxonomy places the organism in Eukaryota, Metazoa, Arthropoda, Arachnida, Araneae, Araneidae. Gene Ontology annotation, biological process: phosphatidylethanolamine biosynthetic process. Gene Ontology annotation, cellular component: cytoplasm.
CUUGAAAAUUCCCUUUUAGUUUGUUGUGCUCAGUUACUUUUAAAUCUACACGCAGGAAAGUGCUCAAAGAAAAUUCUUUGUGAAAGUUGUUUUAGACAUAUUUGUUUGGAUUUUCCUUACGAAAGUUUGAAAUUAAAAAUUUUGGCGUAUCAGUUGUUUGAUAAGGAAAAAAUAUCAUGUUUGAUAAAUCAAACUGUACCCUAAAAAAACUGGACAUCGUUGUGAGCCCAAAUUCUUUCUCUGAUGUUUGUGCCGGAGCAACCUCUAUUAUAACCAGGAUCAAAGAUUGGAAACCUGACGAUAUAGGUUUCGAGCUUUUGACAGGUGGUUUCACUAACCAUUUAGUUAAAUGCUAUUUAAAAAAUAAUCCAGAUGAAGCAGUAUUGAUCAGAAUUUAUGGAGAAAAUACUGAGCUUAUUAUAGACAGAGAUUUGGAAGUUCGUAACCUGCAAAUAAUGUGUGAAGCUGGUUUCUGCGCACCAUUACAUUGUGUCUUUACUAAUGGACUUUGCUAUGAUUUUACACCUGGUGAAGUGUUAGAUAUCAAAAUGGUCCGAGAUCCAGACAUUUCAAAAUUGAUUGCUACGAAGCUUGCCAGAAUGCAUAGUAUUCACCGAAAUGUAGAUGGAAUUGAUUCUCAAGAUAGUAUUUUUCCUUUUCUUUAUAAACUUUUUCAUCAAAUACCAGAAUCUUUUCCUGAUCCCGUGAAAGACUUGAGGUAUAAAAGUUUGAUAGGUCCUAAAGAUAAACUUAAAGAAGAAAUUGAUUGUCUGAAGGCGCACUUACUUAAAACGGAAUCUCCUAUAGUUUUUUGUCACAAUGAUCUCUUAUUGAGAAAUAUUAUUUACAAUAAUGAAAAGAAAGAAGUAACCUUCAUUGACUUUGAAUAUGCAGGCUACAAUUAUCAAGCAUUUGAUAUUGGUAAUCAUUUCUGCGAGUUUUCUGGGGUGGCGAACUUCGAUCCGAAUUUGUAUCCAAGCAAAGAUUUCCAAAUAAAUUGGCUUAAAAUUUAUUUAGAAGCAUGGUACAUUGAAAAUAAACUGAAUCCAAAAGAUAUCACUGAAGAAGAAAUAGAAAAGUUUUAUAUUAUUGUCAAUAAGUUUGCUUUGGCUGCUCAUUUGUAUUGGGGAAUAUGGGCUCUAAUUCAAUCUGCAUAUUCCAAAUUGGAACUUGACUAUUUAAAGUAUGCAAAAUUAAAAUUAGAUCAAUACUUUUCCAGAAAGGAAGAAUUUUUGUCCUUAGAAUUUAAAUCCUGAAGUUGAAAAAAGACCAAAUUAUCCAUGGACUAUUUAAUAUCACAUGGCAUUGUAUAAACAGACUUAUAAAGAUAUUGAAACUAACUUGAAAUUUCCCUAAGAGUCUAUAUGUUUCAUAACAUUUGCUU